AUGGACAUCAAAGAAGAACAAGAGUCUCGAGUUAUGAGAACAACCGAACCUCAACUUCAUGAUUCUGUUAUAGCAAGAACAGGAACGUUGUGGACCGCCGUGGCACAUAUUAUAACGGGAGUGGUCGGAGCAGGAGUGUUGUCGUUGGCUUGGGCCAUGUCGGAGCUCGGUUGGAUUGCUGGUCCAGUCGCCAUUAUAGGCUUCGCUGGAGCCUCACUUAUCUCUGCUUUUCUCCUCUCCGAUUGCUACCGUUUUCCUGAUCCCGACAAUGGUCCGCUCCGGCUUAAUUCUUACACUCAAGCCGUUGAAUUGUAUUUAGGGAAGAAGAAUCAUAUUGUAUGUGGGGUCUUUCUAUACACUAGCCUUGUUGGUUGUGGGAUUGCUUAUACCGUUGUAACAGCUACUUGCAUUAGAGCAAUUCUGAAAUCAAAUUGUUACCAUAGAGAAGGACACAAUGCAACAUGUUCUUAUGGAGACAACAACAACUACUUCAUGCUUUUGUUUGGUUUAAUUCAGAUCUUUAUUUCACAAAUACCUAAUUUCCACAACAUGUUAUGGCUCUCUCUUGUCGCUGCGAUUAUGUCUUUUGCUUACUGCUCCAUUGGCAUCGGCCUCGCCAUUGACGAAAUCAUAGAAAACCGGCAAAUUCAGGGAAGUAAAACGGGAAGUCCAGCAGAAAACAGAGGUGCAAAAGUAUGGUUAGUGUUCCAAGCUCUUGGGAACAUUGCCUUUUCUUAUCCUUUCUCAGUCAUACUUCUUGAGAUUCAGGACACAUUGAGAUCUCCACCGGCAGAGAAGCAAACGAUGAAGAAAGCCUCUAUGGCUGCAAUAUUUAUCCAAACGGUCUUCUUCCUUUGUUGCGGAUGUUUCGGGUACGCGGCAUUUGGAGAUGCCACCCCGGGAAAUCUCUUGACCGGUUUUGGAUUCUAUGAGCCAUUUUGGCUCAUUGAUUUUGCCAACGCUUGCAUUGUUCUUCAUUUAGUUGGUGCAUAUCAGGUCUAUAGUCUGCCGAUUUUCGCGGCUAUGGAGAGAUGGCUAACCGAGAAAUACCCACAAAACAACUUCAUCACAAGUUUUUACGGAUUGAAAUCGCCAUGGUUACGUGGAGGAUCAGUAAGAUUGAAUCCAAUGAGGAUGUGUCUAAGAACGAUAUAUGUGGCGAUGAUAACUGGAGUGGCCAUAGUGUUUCCAUAUUUCAAUGAAGUACUCGGAGUAGUGGGGGCACUUGGGUUUUGGCCUUUCGCUGUGUAUUUUCCUGUGGAGAUGUGUAUAUUGCAGAAGAAGAUCCAAGUUUGGACGCGACCAUGGCUUCUUCUUAGGGGUUUCAGCUUUGUUUGCUUGCUCGUGUCUCUUUUGUCUUUUGUUGGAUCUAUUCAUGGACUUUUCGGAGCAAAAUUCGGAUGA
This is a messenger RNA of Arabis nemorensis, 1404 nucleotides long. Lineage: Eukaryota; Viridiplantae; Streptophyta; Magnoliopsida; Brassicales; Brassicaceae. The record is from the annotation of a GenBank genome assembly.